GCAUUCGCUGGUGACAAUGUAAACAGAGUUGCUAAGGAGUUAGAUUUCCAUUUAACUCAUUUUCUUAGAAAAAAACUAAAUAAGUUUGAACAUAAGCUAUCUCUCUAUUAUAAUUUAACCGAGUUUACUGCAAUUAGUGCAUUAUGGCUGACGAGGAAGGUCAGAAAUCUGGAAGUCCAAAACCUGAGUCUCCCCAGCCUGCGGAUCCAGAAACCACAGAUGCUCCAGGGACUCCAACAAGAGCUGAUGCUGCAGGUCGAAAGUCAAAAAGUCCAGAGGCACAAGAGGUACAGGAAUCUAAGAGCCCAGAACCAGCCGAAGAAGGCCAGGGUGAUGCUGAAAAUGUGAAUGAAAAUGCUGGUGGUGAGGAGCAGACAGAUGGAGAUAAGCCAACCAACGAUGGAACUGAUGAGACGCAAGAACAGGAGGGAGAACAACAAGAAGUUCCAGCUGAGACAGAAGAAGCUCAGCAAGAGGAGCAGGGUGAAGAGCAAGCAGGUGAAGAUGAACAGCAAGCUGGUGAUGAUGAACAACAAGCUGAGGCAGAACCUGCUGAAGCUGGGGAGAGAGCAUCACCUGAAGGUGAACAACAGCAGACAGAGGUUGACAAAGCCCAAGAGGAGUCUGGUGGUAAAUCUCCAACACAAGAACAACAGCAGCCACCUGCAGCAGGGACUGAUGCUCGACCAUCCUCCCAGGCAAGCCUGAAGAGCCAGCCGACAGAGAGAGGUCCACUGGAGGUGGCUCAGAUACCGGAUGCCCCACAGAUACCAUCUCCAGAUAGGCCAGAGUCAGAGAUGGAGGGAACAAUGUCCAAUGCUGCAUUGAACAUCAUUUGGUCAUUUGGCCUGAAUAGAAAUGUCCGAGUAUUGAAUCUCACAGACAAUACAAGAAAAGUUAUUAUGUACACAUGUGCCCAUGUCGGCAUUCUCUAUGACUUCAACAGCAACAGACAACACAUACUGCAGGGACAUUCCAACCCAAUCACCUGUACAUGUGUUAGCGAGGACAAGCGCUGGUUGGUGACAGGAGACAGGGGAAAAGACAGCAUGGUCAUUGUAUGGGACACAUACACAGGCGUUCCUAUCCAGACGAUAUUUGACACAAGUAAUAGUGAUGAAGGGGGCGUGGUUGCUGUGGGGAUGACUCCAGACGCCAAGUACCUCGCCACUAUCAGUGCUGCUAAAUCACAGGUUUUAUCGAUCUGGGACUGGACAGUGGAUGGGGACACGCCCCUCUGCUCUGCGGAACUCAAGUCCACUUACGGCGUUCAGAACUUCAUCUUGUUCAAUCCCCAGGACAUUCAUUACCUGGUCACCAACAGUGACUCACAGGUCGUCUUCUAUAACUGGAGCAAUGGUCACAUGGAGUACUUUGCCCCGCCUCUGACUGACCAGGACUUUAACAAGCAAGUAGGCCGCUACAGCCAGUCCAUCUUCCAAGCCAACAGCUCACGCGCCCUUACAGCCACCUCCAUAGGCAACCUUGUAGUCUGGGAUAACAACAAACCUGUUACAAAAGAACAAAUGGAAGAAAUAUAUAGAAAUGAUGAAGUGAUCAGCUCUGAGCCCUCUGCCAACAAGAAGGCCUUGAAGAUCAUCAGGCUGCAGGAGCGGGGGAUCAACGUCAUCACAACCACAGACAAGUACAUAGUGGUCGGUGAUGUAGCAGGUCAUGUGAAGUUUUUCGACCAAAGCCUGAAGCUGGUCCACUGGUAUCAGGACCUGAACUUGGGGCCUGUCUCUGCAGUCUCCUUCGCAUUCAAUCCUGACUUCCUUGGCAUUGCCCGUGAAGGCACAAAUUACCCGCCAGACGCCACGAUCCAGGCCCGCCAAUUUGUGAUCAGAGACUUCGUGGUGGGCUCAAGUAUCGCGGUGUUUGGUAACGUAACGGCAGACGGAACUGCGGUCAAGGUCAUCCACCGGGAACACGACGGUCCUAUCCACUCACUCGCCGCUCAUCCCACACAGCCAGCGGUUGUUAUUGGCAGCUAUUCGGGUCUUCUCAAGGUCUGGAAUUAUGAAAAGAAGCAGGUGAUGGUGUCUCGAACAUUUGAACGCGGAAACCUGAUUCGCUGUUGCUCAUACUCACCAAAUGGCGCAUAUCUGGCGGUGGGUUUCAUGAAUGGAAGUGUGCGGGUGCUGGACUCUAUCACUCUGUUAGACGAGCUUCAGGAGCCGUUCCGCUACUCUCGGGACGCCAUCACACACAUUGAGUUUUCACAUGACUCCAAGUACCUCGCCACUGCUGACGCUGAAUACACGGUGUCCGUGUUCGUGCGGCAGCAUGGCGUGCACGUGGCACCGUACGUGUACCUGGGACGUAACCGCGCCCAUUACAAGCCAAUCAAGGAGAUCAUGUUCGGAAUACAACUGGAUGCGGACUUUCCCAGGCUGCUGUCGCUGGGGACUGACAGAGUUCUGGUUGAGUAUGACCUUGAGAGGAGCAGCAAGGACGACCUUCAGAUCGCGAGCUCAGACCGUAUAGAGCAGAGCGCCGUGCCCCAGUGUAUGACCUGGUACCCUCCUAUCACCAAGGAGCACUUUAUAGUCACCGCGAACGAUCAGUUUAAAUUCAAGUUAUAUAAUGCAACAACAAAGAUGUGCAGAAAGACAUUACUUGGACCCACAUACGGAUCUCCAGUACAAAAAAUGUGUGUAAUCCCGACCAAAGAUCCUGCCCGGGACAAGCGUUACGUUGCGUAUAUAACGGAGUACAAGGUCGGCAUGAACAUCCUGCCGCUCGACGGGAACCCCCACAAUGCCAUGGCACUUAUUGGCCAUCCCAGCGGCGUCGCCAACAUGGUGUGCAGCAACGACGGCCGCUACCUCUUCACUGCUGGUGGAACUGACGCCACCGUUCAUAUGUGGGAGAUUAAUAUCAACGCCCUUGAGGGCCAGUCUUCGCUGGGUGGAGAGGACCUGAUUCCUUUCUAUGGGCUGCUAGAGGGCGGCCGCGAGGGGGAGCUCUUCAAGGAGCUCGAGGACUACUUCUACUACGCCCAGAUACGCAGACGCCUGUUAGACGAAAGCCAGGGCGUGAACGCUAUGGAUUCCCGGGAGGUGUCGGUGAAGAUCCCUCUGUCCGAGGUCCCUUUCGUCAUGCGGGCCAUGGGAUUCUACCCAUCAGAACAAGAGAUCGAGGACAUGCUGAAUGAGGUGAAAUUUAGCCGCUAUGUCGAGACGGGAAGUUACGUGGAGGCCAUCGAUCUAGGAGAGUUCAUCAAAUUGUACAUCAAUCAUCGUCCGGCGUUCGGGUUGUCGCCCGAGCGGCUCGUGAAGGCGUUCGAGACUUUAGGACUGCCCGCGGGCAAGGCCGGACCCGCCAUCAACCGCGGGGACCUGCUGGAGAUGCUACAGACCAAAGGGGAGCACAUGACGGAAUACGAACUGGCCGAGUACCUGAUGACGUUGCUAGGCUACCACGCGGAAGGUGGAAGUAGCGAGCUGCAGGAGUUCGACACCAACAUCGCUGGUGACGUCAUCAGCGACCACCUGCCCGUUGACAUCACAGCUGAAAUGUUCGCAAACGAGGUUCUGGGCUUCGGUAUGAACCAGGACUCCAGCCAGGGGAAAGCAUGAAUAAAUAUAUGGAGAGGAAAAUGAAAUCUUGACUUUGAAUGAAGUAUAAUCUACUUCUAAAAUGAAUAAAGCAAACUACAAACAUUUGUGAAUAAACUGUAAUAGGUUUGCUAUAUGUGUCCCGAGAAUGUCAUGUUGCAUUUUAUAUAAAACUAUGAUUCAAACAGUGUUUAUGUUUGUUAUAUAUUAAGAAACUGUGAUGGUAUUUGUAUAUUGUUUUGUUAUUUUUUUAUUUAUUUUUAUUGUGUAUUGCAUUGAAACAAACUAAAUAAAACAUCAA
Molecule: messenger RNA, 3861 nt
Organism: Mya arenaria
Lineage: Eukaryota; Metazoa; Mollusca; Bivalvia; Myida; Myidae
Product: cilia- and flagella-associated protein 251-like
Exons: 24
Coding region: 144-3581 (1145 amino acids)
Cellular component (GO): motile cilium
Molecular function (GO): protein binding
Source: RefSeq, a predicted model, not a curated record